GAGUCCGCGUCGCCGCGUCCGAGCGAGCCGCGCGGACGCCCAUGGCCACCUACAGCUUGGCGAACGAACGGCUGCGCGCCCUGGAAGACAUCGAACGGGAGAUCGGCGCCAUUCUUCAGAAUGCGGGUACCGUGAUCUUGGAACUGUCCAAAGAAAAAACCAACGAGCGGCUUCUGGACCGGCAGGCAGCAGCCUUCAUGGCGUCGGUGCAGCACGUGGAGGCAGAACUGUCGGCCCAGAUCCGUUACCUCACCCAGGUGGCCACGGGGCAGCCCCAUGAGGGCUCCAGCUAUUCUUCAAGAAAGGAUUGUCAGAUGGCCCUGAAGCGUGUGGACUAUGCUUGCCUCAAGCUCAGUGACGUGGCCCGAACCUGUGAGCAGAUGCUGGAAAGCUAGACCACAGAGGCAGAGCAAGAAUUUGGUGUGCCACCUUCACCCCAGGACAGAACCCGGAGACCUGUGUGAUGGGGAGUAGGGCUACCAUGUCCAUGCGCAGCUCAUCAGCGUAAAUGAGGACAGAAGGUGGAAAGGGGGAACAAAGGCCAAGUUGCUCAGAACUGCGCCCUGGCUCCUUCACCAGACUCCUUCCGUUUUGCACUUCACGGACAUGCUCAAUCGGGAGAGGAAGAUACAGACAACACAACUACUUCCUCACAUUCAUCAUUGGAAGAAAACCAAGGGUUUUAAUAAUAAAAGCAAUAACAGUAAAAACAAGGAGCUCA
Sorex fumeus (smoky shrew) is the source of this 721-nucleotide messenger RNA. It is a transcript of the gene MED11, whose product is annotated as mediator complex subunit 11. Gene Ontology annotation, cellular component: mediator complex. The coding region runs from base 42 to 395 and encodes 117 amino acids. The record is from RefSeq and is a predicted model, not a curated record. The transcript has 3 exons. NCBI's taxonomy places the organism in Eukaryota, Metazoa, Chordata, Mammalia, Eulipotyphla, Soricidae. Gene Ontology annotation, biological process: regulation of transcription by RNA polymerase II. Gene Ontology annotation, molecular function: transcription coregulator activity.